Messenger RNA from Closterium sp. Yama58-4, 3603 nucleotides. The record is from the annotation of a GenBank genome assembly. NCBI's taxonomy places the organism in Eukaryota, Viridiplantae, Streptophyta, Zygnematophyceae, Desmidiales, Closteriaceae.
AUGCUGGGUCAGCGCGAGGCGAAGGCGCUCGGGCGGAAGGAGGUGGCGACAGAGCAUCUCCUCCUGGGCCUCAUCAUGGAAGACCGCGCCAGCAGCGGCACCGCCAGCGCGAAGGGUUACCUUAACACCGGAGUAACCAUUGAUGGCGCUCGCGAAGCCGUUCGCGAAAUGAUUCGCGACGGCACGCUUGCGCCUUCCGAGGGGUCGGAUAAGCCCGCGUCGGAGGUGCCGUUCUCUGCGGGGAGCAAGCGCGUGUUCGAGGCGGCUCUGGAAGAGUCGCGGAAGCUUCGGCACAAUUUCAUUGCACCGGAGCAUCUGGUGAUGGCGGUGCUGAGCGUCGAGUUCGACGCUGCGGGGAAACUUCUUGAAAGGCUGGGCGUGCCCAAGGAGCGCGUGCGCGCGGAGGCGGUGGCGCGGCUGAAGGGCGAGCUGGCGACGGAGGGGCGCUCCACCGACUCCAUCUCGCUCUCCGCCAAGCCCUCCGCCGCCUCCGCCAAGUCCUCCCCCGACCCCGCCAGGGCCGCCGCGCUCUCGUCCUCCUCCAGCUACAGCAAGAAGGGCUCCAAGAAGGAGAAGAGCGCGCUCGAGGACUUCUGCACGGAUCUGACGGUGAUGGCGAUGACGGGCGACAUCGACCCGGUGAUUGGUCGCGACCACGAGGUGGCGCGCGUCGUGCAGAUCCUCGCGCGCCGCACCAAGAACAACCCGCUGCUGCUCGGCGAGCCGGGCGUGGGGAAAACCGCCAUCGCUGAGGGCCUCGCUCUGCGCAUCGCGGAGAAUGACGUCCCGGUGUUCCUUCAGGGCAAGCGCGUGAUGGCGCUGGACAUGGGGCGCCUCAUCGCGGGCGCCAAGGAGCGCGGCGAGCUCGAGGCGCGCGUCACGGGGCUCGUCUCGGAGGCCGUCAGCGCGGGCGACGUCAUCCUCUUUAUAGACGAACUCCAUACCGUUGUGGGGUCGGGUGCCGUGUCGCGCGGGCGCGGCGCGGGGGGAGGGGGCGGCGGCGGGCUGGACAUCGCGAAUCUGCUCAAGCCGGCUCUCGCGCGGGGCCAGCUGCAGUGCAUGGGCGCGACCACAAUCGGCGAGUUCCGCAAGCACGUCGAAAAGGACAAGGCUCUGGCCCGUCGCUUUCAACCGGUGGACGUCGCAGAGCCGUCGCAGGACGACGCGCUGCUCAUCCUGCACGGCCUGCGCCGCCUCUACGAGCGCCACCACAAGUGCCACGUCAGCGACGACGCGCUCGUCGCGGCCGUGCAGCUGUCGGCGCGCUACAUCCCGGACCGCUUUCUUCCGGACAAGGCCAUUGAUCUGGUGGACGAGGCCGCGAGCCGCGCCGUGAUUGACGGGUUCAGGAGGAACCGGCAGAGAGAAACGAGCGUGCUGCACCGGGGCCCGGAGGAGUACUGGCGGGCGAUCAGAGCGGCUCAGGCGGCGAUCAAUGCGGUGGAGGAGGUGCAGUCGCCACUGGGGUCAGCAGGCGGCCCCUCAGCGUUCCUCUCGGAAGACCCCAAGCCCUCUUCUUCUUCGCCUUCUGCCGCCCCUUCCUGGUCUCCCGCUGGCGAUGGCGACAGCCUGUCCAUCGGACCAGAGGACAUAGCAGCAGUGGCAUCGCAGUGGACGGGCAUCCCCCUGCAGCAGCUCACAGCGGACGAGCAGCGCCUCCUCUCUGCCCUCGAGCCCGCGCUGCACUCGCGCGUGGUGGGGCAGCACGAGGCCGUCAGCGCCAUCGCCCGGGCUGUCAGGAGAGCACGCGUGGGGCUCAAGGACCCCAAGAGGCCCACAGCUGCAAUGCUGUUCUGCGGACCCACUGGGGUGGGGAAGACGGAAUUGAGCAAGGCGCUCGCCCAGCACUACUUUGGCUCAGAGGACGCCAUGAUCCGGCUAGACAUGAGCGAGUACAUGGAGCGCCAUGCAGUGAGCAAGCUCAUCGGCGCGCCUCCCGGCUACGUGGGGUUCGGGGAGGGUGGCAAGCUCACAGAGGCCGUGCGACGCCGGCCCUUCUCGCUGCUGCUGCUGGACGAGAUUGAGAAGGCACACCCGGACGUCUUCAAUCUCCUGCUCCAGAUCUUUGAGGAUGGACGGCUCACAGACUCCCAGGGACGCCACGUGUCAUUCAAGAACACGCUCAUCAUCAUGACCAGCAACGUCGGCUCACAGGCCAUAGCGCGUGGAGGCAGCAAUAGGGUGGGGUUCCUGCUGCCGGGGGCGGACGAGGCGGACGGGGGGCGGUACGCGGGGCUCAAGGCGCUGGUGAUGGACGAGCUGAAGAGCCACUUCCGCCCUGAGCUGCUGAAUCGCAUUGAUGAAGUGGUGGUGUUCCGAUCCCUGGAGAAGGACCAGGUACGAGCAAUUGUGGACAUGAUGAUAAAGGAGACGUCCAUCCGUCUAUCAGAGCGCAACAUCAGGCUUGAGGUCUCCGAAGCGCUCAUCCAGCGCAUCUGUGAUGAGGGCUAUGACCGCUCCUACGGGGCGCGCCCGCUACGCCGCGCCGUCACGCGAUUGGUGGAGGACCCGAUCAGCGAGGCGGUGCUGUCGGCCAAUAGCGGCGGAGGGCUGGUGGCGGGUGGGAGCGUGUCCGUGGUGGGGGGCGCGUUUGAGGAGGGGGAUACUGCUCUGGCUGAUAUUGGGCCGGAUGGAGAGCCGUGGCAUGGAGGUGGUAUGGAGGUGGCAUGGAGGUGGUAUGGAGGUGGUAUGGAGGUGGCAUGGAGGUGGCAUGGAGGUGGCAUGGAGGUGGCAUGGAGGUGGCAUGGAGGUGGCAUGGAGGUGGCAUGGAGGUGGCAUGGAGGUGGCAUGGAGGUGGCAUGGAGGUGGUAUGGAGGUGGUAUGGAGGUGGUAUGGAGGUGGCAUGGAGGUGGCAUGGAGGUGGCAUGGAGGUGGCAUGGAGGUGGCAUGGAGGUGGCAUGGAGGUGGUAUGGAGGUGGCAUGGAGGUGGCAUGGAGGUGGCAUGGAGGUGGCAUGGAGGUGGUAUGGAGGUGGCAUGGAGGUGGCAUGGAGGUGGCAUGGAGGUGGCAUGGAGGUGGCAUGGAGGUGGCAUGGAGGUGGCAUGGAGGUGGCAUGGAGGUGGCAUGGAGGUGGCAUGGAGGUGGCAUGGAGGUGGCAUGGAGGUGGCAUGGAGGUGGCAUGGAGGUGGCAUGGAGGUGGCAUGGAGGUGGCAUGGAGGUGGCAUGGAGGUGGCAUGGAGGUGGCAUGGAGGUGGCAUGGAGGUGGCAUGGAGGUGGCAUGGAGGUGGCAUGGAGGUGGUAUGGAGGUGGCAUGGAGGUGGUAUGGAGGUGGUAUGGAGGUGGCAUGGAGGUGGCAUGGAGGUGGUAUGGAGGUGGCAUGGAGGUGGUAUGGAGGUGGCAUGGAGGUGGCAUGGAGGUGGUAUGGAGGUGGCAUGGAGGUGGCAUGGAGGUGGCAUGGAGGUGGUAUGGAGGUGGCAUGGAGGUGGCAUGGAGGUGGCAUGGAGGUGGCAGGGAGGUGGCAUGGAGGUGGCAUGGAGGGUAUGGCAUGGGGAACAGGACGCAUGUGGGGCACGCGGGAACAGGGGGGGCAGGAGGUUCACUGACCGGGAGGCGGGCGAGGUACAUGGCGGCGAAGGACAUGGGGCAGGGCUCGCAGGAGGAGUAG